AUGUCCUCGUCAGAAGAGCAGCAGGUGUACCAUCCGAAGGAUGCCAUCUCUACCGCAGCCAAGACCACGCUGAUUACCGGCAGCAUGGGUCUGUUCACCUCCGCCGUACAGAACACCCUCGCAAAACAGAACCUUGGGCCAUGGGGUGUCUUUACAAGAACAGGCAGCACUAUCGCUCUGUUUGCGACAAUGGGCGGCGCCUAUGAGUUUGUGAAGACCGCUUCCGCAAACCUGCGCGAAAAGGAAGACUUCUGGAACGCCACCCUGGGUGGAUUCUUUGCCGGCGCAGCCAUGGGCUUCAGAGCACGUACCUUCCCCGCCGUCCUUGGCUACGGUGCCACCGUCGCAACCGUUCUCGGCGUAUUCGAAUAUACCGGAGGCAGACUUGAAGGAUACGGGACGGAGACCAAUGUGGACGAGUAUGACAGACGGGAGUCAUUGAGAAAGAACUAUCGUAGCCCGGGAGAACAGACAAUUGCCGAGCUGGGCGAGGGAAGAGGAAUUUAUGGCCCUGGCUACGCAGAGAGACGACAAGAGAGAAUAAAGCAGAACUACGGGAUCGACGUACCAGUCGCCCAACCCUCGGCCUCUUAA
Molecule: messenger RNA, 594 nt
Organism: Coccidioides posadasii C735 delta SOWgp
Lineage: Eukaryota; Fungi; Ascomycota; Eurotiomycetes; Onygenales; Onygenaceae
Biological process (GO): mitochondrial respiratory chain complex I assembly
Source: RefSeq, a predicted model, not a curated record